GAUACCAGCUCUACCCGCUGGGCACCGGGAAAUAAAGGGCAGCAGAGAGGCAGCAGCGGUGGCGGCCGGGGGAGGGAGAGCAGUGAGCAACAACAACCGCCACCUGGAGCAAGAGGGAGCGGGGAGAUGUCAAACGUCCAUAUUUCUAAUGGGAGCCCUACCCUGGAGUGCAUGGAGGCCAGGCAGUCGGAGUACCCGAAGCCGUCAGCGUGCAGGAAUCUUUUCGGGGUGGUGAAUCACCAAGAGUUAAAAAGGGAGUUGAAGAAGCACCUGCAGGAGAUGGAGGAGGCAUGCCAGAGGAAGUGGAAUUUCGAUUUCCAGAAUCACAAGCCACUGGAAGGCAGGUACGAAUGGCAAGCCGUGGAGAAGGGAAGGUCGCCCGACUUCUACUUCAGACCUCCCUGGCUACAGAAAGCCGUCUGCAAGUCCACCACCCGCCAGAGUUUGGAUGUAAACAGGAAUUGCCAAACCGUAGUUUUUGUCGGUUCUCAGGGAAUCUCAGAGGACACUCACUGUGUAGCUCAAAAGACUGAUGUUUCAGAAAAUCAGACGGACUUAGCAGAGCAGUGCACUGGGCAGAGGAAAAGACCCAUGACCAAUGAUUCCUCUCCUCAAAAUAAAAGAGCCAACACAACAGAAGAAGAGGUUUCAGAAGACUCCCCCAGUGCCAGUUCAGUGGAGCAAACGCCCAGGAAAUCAAGCCCGAGAAGACAUCAAAUGUAAAGCGUUUAGAGCGGAGGAUGUGCACGUCCUCGUUCAUCGGGUGUGGUGGCGCAGGGGAGGUGAUGAAGCGAGGAAGAUGGAAAGUUGUAGUGGAAAAGAAAAAUACAUAUCGCCGAUCUCCGUGGGAUGGAGGUCAUGUACAAGCACUGAGAAAAAAAAACAAAACCAACAACAAAACAAAAUCAAGAGAAAGCAAACAAGAACACUAAAUUUUAGGCACUCUUAAAAGACCUGCCUCUAAAAGCAUUGGAUGUAGCAUUGUGCAAUUAGGUGUUUCCUUAUUUGCUUCCUUGUACUACCUGUGUAUAUAGUUUUUACACUAUGUAGCACAUAAAACUUGUUGGGAGGGGGGAGGGUCUGUAAGAGGGUGACUGAUUGGAACUUGCUUUCACAAUCUAGCAAGCAAAUAAAUCUAUGAAGAGAAGCAAUGUAG
Molecule: messenger RNA, 1156 nt
Organism: Empidonax traillii (willow flycatcher)
Lineage: Eukaryota; Metazoa; Chordata; Aves; Passeriformes; Tyrannidae
Product: cyclin-dependent kinase inhibitor 1B-like
Exons: 4
Coding region: 127-723 (198 amino acids)
Biological process (GO): negative regulation of cell population proliferation; regulation of cell cycle; G1/S transition of mitotic cell cycle
Cellular component (GO): nucleus; cytoplasm
Molecular function (GO): protein-folding chaperone binding; cyclin-dependent protein serine/threonine kinase inhibitor activity
Source: RefSeq, a predicted model, not a curated record